Lolium perenne is the source of this 790-nucleotide messenger RNA. The record is from RefSeq and is a predicted model, not a curated record. NCBI's taxonomy places the organism in Eukaryota, Viridiplantae, Streptophyta, Magnoliopsida, Poales, Poaceae.
AUCUCUCUUCACCUGCAGAAGGAGGUGAGCAAAUUAAUGGUUCCUUCAUUCUUUGAAUUCAUGUUAUAUAUUUGCUAACUCUGCAAGGGUGUGCCACUUCACUUUAUUACAUGUUCUCUUUUGCAGGAAGUCAGGACAGGAGCGAAGCCUAACGUCUUUGCCGUGCUAAAGAAGAUGAAGCAAAGGAAGACGCCUGAUCCUGAGACGGGGUCCGUGUGGGUUAACCCGCAAUCCGAGACCCAGUGCACGUCGUAUGUCUCCAAGUUCAAGCAGAAGUACGGCGAGGACACCAACCCAGAGGCCGAGGACUUUGACCCUGAGGUCGCGGUGCUUGCGGGAGAAGGCUUGAAGCAUGGCCGCCUAUGGUUUGGUGACGGGUGCGUCGACCCAGCGAAGGUUCCCUCUCUCCGCCAGAUCCGUCGUGGUCGUAAGAGCGGCCAGCCUGAGGUAGAGCCCCGGCCACGGGCUUCGGAUCUAGCUGUCGAGCGGUUACGGGAGGAGAUGGCAGCGAAGGAGCAGGCGGCCCAGGAGCAAAGGGCGCAGAUGGAGCAGCAGAUUCUGCAGUACCAGCAGCAGCAGACACAGAUGAUGCAGUAGAUGCAACAGCAGCAGCAGAUGAUGCAGCAGCAGCAGGCACAGAUGAGCUGGCUGAUGAGCCAGACGGCUCUGUCUUCUCCACCGGGGAGUCUUCCUCCUCCACCUUACUCCAUGCCGUGGAUGCCGCCACCGCCCACUCAUACCCCGGGGACACCUAUCACCGUCAACAACAUGAACAUCAUCCGGAGCAUGA